CGCACAUUAUGACGGUUAAUUACAGCAACUAAUAAUUAUUAUUGAUCUCUACACUUCAGUUCCAUAACUUUCAUUGUCUAGUCUAGCUAUACUAUCAAGUCAACUGAACGCUACAAUGUCUGUCACUGUCAACACACCAAAUAUUCCAAAUACGUACGCAGCUCAACCUGGCUACCAGCCUGUGUCUACGCAGGAAUUUAGCCAACCGCCCCCUCCCCCAGCCUACACUGGGUACCCUCCAGCUGCCCCCCAACCACAGUACUACCAGCCUCACCCUGGCUACGCUCAACAACAGAGCAGUAACAAUGUGGUAGUGGUCCAACAGUCAGCUGCAGUUAUCCCUGUGAUAGUACGACCAGAUGGCUAUCAAUCAGAUGCUGGACAACCUGCUCUUGUUUUUUCAAUGAUCAUCACUAUCUUUGCUCUCAUCUGUGGCUGUUGGUGGAGCAUUGUGUGCAGCAUACCGGGAAUGGUGUUUGCAACCUCCGCAACAAGUGCUGGUAUCCGUGGUGACCGUGAGGGUGUCCGUUCAAACAACAACCUUGCCUACGGGUGCACUAUUGGUGCUGUUGUUGGAGGUGUUGUGGGUGUGGGGGCUAUUGUGGGGCUCGUGUUUGGACUGGGAGCAUUCCGAAGAAGCUGCUAUGGUAGUUACUGCUAUUGAAGAUAAGCAGGCUGGUGAACAGAGGGUAUUAUAUGAACAUCGAAAAUGAGUAAUAAUAGUUUUGCUAUACUUUUGCAUUAGUCUGUCGUAUAAUACUGCAUCCAAUUAAGAACACACCAAGAUUGUUUCGUACCUAUACAUGUGUAUAUAUACUAUAAUUAAAUUUUGUUUUUUAACAUCAAA
This is a messenger RNA of Halichondria panicea, 847 nucleotides long. RefSeq lists its product as uncharacterized. NCBI's taxonomy places the organism in Eukaryota, Metazoa, Porifera, Demospongiae, Suberitida, Halichondriidae. The transcript has 4 exons. Bases 116 to 664 code for a protein of 182 amino acids. The record is from RefSeq and is a predicted model, not a curated record.